This is a messenger RNA of Xyrauchen texanus (razorback sucker), 2649 nucleotides long. Its product is annotated as L-2-hydroxyglutarate dehydrogenase, mitochondrial-like. The transcript is spliced from 10 exons. Lineage: Eukaryota; Metazoa; Chordata; Actinopteri; Cypriniformes; Catostomidae. The coding region runs from base 109 to 1452 and encodes 447 amino acids. The record is from RefSeq and is a predicted model, not a curated record. Gene Ontology annotation, molecular function: (S)-2-hydroxy-acid oxidase activity; (S)-2-hydroxyglutarate dehydrogenase activity.
CAAGCGGAGAGAAGUUAUUAGAGAAUAUAUUGCACCGGGUCAAAGACAAACACUAUGAUUAUACUGUCAUAAGUCUAUCAGGAACAGUGCAAACGUCAACGUGGAAUAAUGAUACGAGCUCUCGGUACCGGCCCUGUGUGCGCGCGCUUACUCUCGCAGGGAUCAAAGUUUGCAACGUGCAGAGUUGCACAUCACAGCGGCACAUUUGAUGUGGCCAUCAUUGGUGGAGGGAUUGUUGGACUGGCCUCAGCCAGAGAGCUGAUCCUCAGGCACCCAAAUCUCAGCUUUGCCCUGGUGGAGAAAGAGAAAGAGCUCGCUCUUCAUCAAACAGGUCAUAACAGUGGUGUGAUUCACAGUGGGAUUUACUACACACCGGGUUCUCUGAAGGCUCAGCUUUGUGUUCGCGGGGCCAUGUUGACAUAUCAGUACUGCCAGAAGAAAGGUGUCCCUUAUAAGAGAUGUGGCAAGCUGAUAGUAGCAGUGGAGAGAGAGGAGAUUCCCUAUCUAAAGGCUCUGUAUGAACGUGGUAAGAAGAACAAAGUACAAGAUCUCCGUCUGAUUGACGCCAAAGCCAUCCGAGAGAAAGAGCCAUACUGCAGGGGCAUCAUGGCACUGGACUCUCCUUACACAGGGAUUGUUGACUGGCGGGUUGUGGCUCUGACUUAUGGUAAGGACUUCCAGGAAGCAGGUGGCACUGUGUUGACCAGCUUUGAAGCCUCUGAUGUCACAUUAGCAGCAGAGAGCCCAGAUGGAAGCACUGAGGGGCUGAAAUAUAACAUCAUCGUCAGAAGCUCAAAGGGGCAGGAGGUGAGGUGUCGCUUUGCAUUGGCGUGUGGAGGCCUGUACUCUGAUAUGUUGUCUGAGAUGUCUGGCUGUAAUUCAGAGCCCCGUAUCAUUCCCUUUAGAGGAGAUUACCUAGUGCUCAAGCCAGAGAAAAACUACCUGGUGAGGGGCAACAUCUACCCUGUCCCGAACCCACGGUUCCCAUUCCUGGGAGUGCAUUUCACUCCUCGCAUGGACGGCAGCGUUUGGCUGGGCCCAAAUGCGGUGUUGGCAUUCAAACGAGAGGGCUAUAAACUCUAUGACUUCAACAUACAAGAAUUGAUUAAUGCACUCUCCUACAGGGGUCUGCAGAAACUGGUUCUGAAGAAUAUUGUGUAUGGAAUGGGAGAGAUGUACAGAGGUGUGUUUACCAGCGCUCAGGUGAAGAUUUUGCAGAAGUUCAUACCUGAACUGAGCCCCAGUGACGUCCUCAGGGGGCCGUCAGGUGUACGUGCACAGGCUUUGGAUGCUGAAGGAAACCUGGUGGACGAUUUUGUGUUUGACGGAGGGAAGGGAGAACUGGGCAGCCGAGUUCUGCAUGUACGCAAUGCACCGUCACCCGCAGCAACCUCCUCCCUGGCUAUCGCUGAAAUGGUCGCAGACGAGCUGGAGAAAAGAUUUCAGCUAUAAACAUCCCCAGUUGUGAUGUCAAAAGGAUCUGUAUUGCCAUCACAAUGAUUACACUAUCCAUCUGAUACCUUGAUUAAUAGAAUAAGAAAAUAAAAUAAAAUUGGUUUUUAUAAACAAACCUAUUAGAACAUAGUAGAAUGAAAUAGGUUUUGGUGUUCUUUUCUAAUGUAUCUUAAUUUCUGAUUAAGAUUGCAGGAAAUGCUGGAUAACUGUCAUUAUUUCUUUAUAAAUCUCAUGACUUUAUGAGAAAGAGGAAUGGCCUUAAAUAAUGUACAUAGCUGCACAGGAAAAUGACCUCACUUCAUAUCUGAAUUUAUAAAAAUAAAACAUGAUGACUUAUUUUAGCUGGUGGGUCUAAAAUGUAUCCCUGACCGCCCUAUCUCUAAACAUUUCUGUUUUAUUGUUUCCUGCUGAAACACAAUUUUGUUGAAAUGUUUUAUUUCCCCAUGUUCAGUUGAAAGGAUAGUGAUCAUUUACUCACCCUCAUGCCAUCCUAGAUGUGUAUGAAUUUAUUUCUUCUGCAGAACACAAAUUAAGAUUUUAAGAAUAUUUCAGUUAUGUAGGUCUAUACAAUGUAAGUGAAUGGUGACUAGACCUUUCAAUCUCCAAAAAGCACAAGCAUAAAUGUAAUCCAUAAGAUUCCAGUGGUUAACUCUGUCUUGAGAAGUAAUGUAACAGUUGUGGGUGAGAAACAGAUCAAUAUUUUAGUUCUUUUUUACUCUAAAUAACCGCUGGUAUCAUACUGAUUACUUUUAUGCUGCCUUUAUGUGAUUUUUGGAGCUUGAAAUGUUUGGUUAACAUUUGGAAAGGACCUACAGAGCUUAAAUAUCUUCUAAAAUCUUCUUUUGUUUUCAGCAGAAGAAAGAAAGUCAUACACCUCUGGGAAUUCACGAAAGUGAGAAAAUUGUGAGAAUUUGUAUUUUUUGGGUGAACUAUCCCUUUAAAUGACAAGUUUUUACAUGAUUUCUAACGAAAUCAUUCUGCUCUUUACCACAUGAGGGCAGUUGUUGGCUGGAAAUUUAGGGGAUUUCUAGACGUACAGUAACUAAACUAACCAUCUGCAAUAUCUGAUAUAAUCUUUGAAGUAUUGGAAAAACGCAAUUAUUAAUAAUUUUUACUUUUUAGAAUGUUUACUAUAAUUUUCUAAUUGGUACAUAAAAUUCCUUCGCCGUAAAAAUAUAUUUAGAAUAAAAAUGU